AUGGCAUUAGUAGUCGAUCUAAAUGCUGGUCAAUUAGCUGCGCUAAUUGGUGUCAUUAACGUUUUAUUACCUAUUCUUAUAAGUGGAAUAGGAGUUCUAGCAAUAUUUAUGAGUACUAGUGAUAAAAUGACAGCCUUAGAGUGGACAACUCUAAGUAAAAUAUCUCAAAAUAUUCCACUUAGUUAUUUUGGAACCGGUGGUCAACCCGCGUUAACAGGAAUUAGAUUGUGGAGUUUAGGAUCGUAUAAGCGUAACGUACUUUAUUUACUUAUUGGGAUAUGUCCAAUAUUAUUGUAUGGAGCAUCUGCUAUUGCACCACUUGAAUUAUCACAAGUUAGAACUUGUGGUUUAUUUGAGUUUAAAUCAUGUUUGGGAAUGAUCGAUAAUCUUCAUGUUGAUGACACAUAUUUAACCGACUUUAACAAAUCAUAUAGUAACUUUGCAAUGAGAUAUCGUCUACUGGAUUCUUAUAGUGAUGAUAAUAUUACAUUUCCUACCAAUUCCUUUAAGAUGAGUGUGGUAACAAGUACAAAAAAAGGUUAUGGAAUUGUUGAUACAAUGGUAGUAGAUCAUGAUAAUGGUGGACUCUUGAUGAAUCAUGCGAUUGGACCUAAAGAAAAAGUUGGCGAAAAAUACAACUGGUCAAUUAAAGGCAUGUGGUUACAACCACACGUCAUUUGUAAAUCAACUAAUUUCACACAAGUUUCAAAUAAAAAUGGAACUUUCGAUUGGCAAGCCAAAUUGUACAUUAAAAACACUGAUAUGUAUCCUCCUCAGAUAAAUCCAAUUGGUGAUCGAGGUCAGAUGACAGAUCUUUCAUAUAGAAGUUCCAGAUAUAGUACAUUUAUAAAUUUAGCUAUUAGGAAGAAAUUUAAUUUGACAAAUAAUGGAAAUUAUCUUGAGUCUUCAGCUUAUAGUCUUUUAACAUCACCGGAAACUAUCAAUAAAUAUUCUCUUCCCAAGUUACCUAAAAUACUCACUUCUGACGAUGAUGAUGAUGAUCUUGCUAUUGAUAUUUCGUGUGAUGGAUUUGGUGGUAUAGACAAUCUUGCAGAUAAUAUAGUUGGUGUCAAAUGUUGGAAAUUAUUAGGACCACCAAAACUUACUGCAAGUGGAACAGAACAAAUUUUAUAUGGAUGCGCUAGUAUGAUUGAAGCAAGUGUUAAUAUAAUUGAAUUGCAAACUAAUGCAACUCAAGAAAUAAAUAUAGUAAAUAAACAAACUAUUCCAGCGCAAUGGUAUAUUGAGAAGAGUAACGUCAGUAUUCGUGAUAUGGAUCCUUGGUGGGGAGGAGUCGAAUUUGGAGAAAACGUUCCUAACAACAGCGCGAUAGUAAGUGAGAAUAAUCUUUUGUUACCUGCAGGAACUGCCUUCUUUUCUGGAAACGGUGAUGGUGCACAAAGUGCUUCUGCUAUUGGUGGAUCAUCGUUUUUUAUGUCCAAUAUCAACUUUGAUGUUUAUGGUUAUAAUGGAGAUGGUACCGGAAAUUUGGCUCUAUUAAAUCAAUGGAAAGAGGAAGGUACAACUGAAGAAGGUAUAAGUCGUAUGUUUCAACGUCAAUGGACUGAUAUUAUGAUUAAUAUGGUAACACCUACCAAUGAUGCUAAGAUCAUUGGUCAAGUCCAAAUUAUGAAAGAUAAAACAUGCUAUGACUUACGUUACGCCACACAAUAUUUUAUAGCUAUUAUUGGAUUAAUAAUUAUAAUUCUUAUAUCUUUACCAAGAUCCAUUUGUUGA
Messenger RNA from Rhizophagus irregularis DAOM 181602=DAOM 197198, 1737 nucleotides. RefSeq lists its product as uncharacterized. The record is from RefSeq and is a predicted model, not a curated record. NCBI's taxonomy places the organism in Eukaryota, Fungi, Glomeromycota, Glomeromycetes, Glomerales, Glomeraceae.